Molecule: messenger RNA, 1230 nt
Organism: Clavispora lusitaniae ATCC 42720
Lineage: Eukaryota; Fungi; Ascomycota; Pichiomycetes; Serinales; Metschnikowiaceae
Source: RefSeq, a predicted model, not a curated record
AUGAAUCCGGAAAGAACCCCAGACAGUCCGGGUAGUCAAGGUGCAAUGUCACUUAAGAUUCCAAACGUGCACGAACCCACUAUAUCACAGCCUCUGAUCGAUAAGGCAACACUCAUGAAAAAGCUUGAAAGUAUUCCAGCCGACACACUUCGCAAGAUUCUUUCGGAGCAAGUGGACUUGGAGAUUCGUCUCAAGCAUAAAGAGCUCAAACUAACUGAAGAAGAACUAGGUAAAUGUGAAGCACAAAUGAUAGCAAUCCGGCAGUUUUUUGAGGUACCUUCCGACGUUACAUUCGAGAAAGAGCCUAAUCAGUUCACACUCAAAUAUUACGAUCUCUUAAACCGUUCAUUGUCUGUUAACUUCACCAAGCUUCAACAACAGCAGUAUCUGCAACAAGGGCAGCCAAAAUUUAACGAAGAUGUUUUCGUUGAACAAGAGCCUGUUCAUUCAUACCGCACAAGAUCUACCACGUCGUCGCUACGACCCAGUUUGACUGGGCCAGCGUUGCGUAUUUCAGGUUGCUUGUACCGAAGGACGGAUGGAAUUAUAGUAAAGUUAACAUGCCCAGACUGCCAACGAAGCAAUUUUUCAUCAGCACAGGGAUUUUUGAAUCAUAGCAGAAUCGCUCAUACAAAAGAAUACACCUCUCAAGAUGCUGCUGCGUUGAGUUGUGGAGAGAUUUUACCUGAACAAUUUCAAGACGAAGAAGGUGUUGCUAGUUUGAAUAAUUUGAAGAAAAAAGGGGUGGAUCCAUCGAAGAACUUGAACGUCAAUGAAAUUUACUUUAAUGGGCUCAGUAAUACUUUGAACACAGUGCAUAGAGCGAGUGAAACUCCUACAGAAAUGACGCCUCCAGUGAAAACUGAAAAUAAGAAUUAUAGUCCUGAAUCUGAGAACGAUGUUGGUUCCGAUGAGUUGAUGAAAAAGCUCAUAAAGAAUGGCGUGGCUCAUGACGCUCAAGAGUACAAACUGUUAGUGCGGGAGGUCAGACAGCCCAUUGCUAACUCGCACUUAUUUGAUGACGAAGAGGAGGUGAAGGAAGAAAUCAAACCAGAGGUUGUCUCUCCACCGACGACUACUUUUAAGGAGACCGCUGCAAAGCCGGAAGUAGGUGGGAAGUAUGAGAAUAGGCUUCGGCGCCGCAAAUCGCGUGACAGCGCACUGAUUGUGGAGGAAGCUGAGAACGCGGACGAUGACAAGAAAUUAAAGCGCAGGAAAAGUCAAAGGUGA